AUGUCGCAGGCAAAUGUAUCUGAGACUUCGAUGACUUUCGGCCCGGAAUGGCUACGAAAUUUACCUUUAACAGGUGGCGGCGGGCUAAAUAUAACUUCACCACCUCGCUCACCGAUUUUUGUAGAACAAGAGAGUGGUAAAAUAGUUUAUAAUAAAGAAGAAUUAAUACAAUAUUAUAAGAAGGUAAAAGACAUCCCGCGAGUAUUAGAGAAAUGCCCGGUACUAUUACAUCCAGAACCGCUAUUGCCCAUGACUAUGAUACCUCUAUCUGAAGAAGAGCAGCGUAAUGCUGCAAGCGUUAAUAGUGCCGUAGCACUCAGAAUGACUGGUCGUGGCGGUAGCCAUCCUCGUGGGCGCGGUAGUGUCAGAGGAAGAGGUCGAGGUCGUGGUGAUGCUUAUUAUAUACGCACUGGUAGCGAUGACGGUAACACCAGCGGACAUCCUACUUUUACACGAAGUCGUAGUGGUGAAGGCAAAUCAUCCUGGGAUAUUGAAAGAUCAGAUCAUCAGAUAUUUUUAUUCGUGAAAUCUUGUCAAAAUAAACAAGAAAAUAAUCGGCCAGUAAAAAAUAGCUGGAGAUCUGAAAGCUUAACUUCAGAAGAUGACAAUGGAUGGAAAUUUGCUGGUCGAGGCAAUAAUCCAAAUAAGUCUCCACGUGUACUAACUGGUAGUGGCAACUGGAGAAGUAGUAGUUCAGAAUCAAGAACAUGGAAUAGUAGGACAAAUUACCAACAAAAAAAUCACUACAGUAAUGAUGAUUCGUAUGAUUUACCGGAAUGGAGCCAGGAUGGCGUUGACGACAUUAUUGGAACUUUCGAUGGUUCUGGGGCAUUUUGCUCUCAAAAGAUGGAAAGUGGUGAAAUAGAAACAUUCGAGAGUGAUAAUAAGAGUGGUAUACAAGUUGAAGCGGAAGAAAAUUCAACGACAAAUGAUAUCAAAGAAUCUGAUAGGCAACAAGGAGUAGUAGAUGGAUUAGAAUACGUUGCUCCUGUUCGUGACGAUUUAAGAUCGACCGUAAAAGAUAAUGUUAGUGCAACAAUAGAUGAUAACAAAGAUUUAGAAGAACAUCUACCUGAAUCUCUUCGCUUAGCAAUAAGUGACGAUCAGCUGCCGGAAUCUUUACGUAAUGUUAUCGAACAACUAGAUACAGAAUCAUGUAGUGCGAAAACGACAGAUAAUCAUCAACAACAAGUUGUAGAUAAUAAUGCAAGCAGGAAUGAUAUGUCGAUGAGGAUAGAUAAUAUGGGGAAAGAUGGUAACUUAGUAAGUGAAGAUGAAAAAUGGCUUUAUCAGGAUCCUCAGGGCAAAUUACAAGGCCCAUUUGGAAAUAAUGAAAUGCUAGAGUGGUUAAAAGCGGGAUUCUUCGCUCCUAAUUUGCCAGUCAAAAGAGCAUGUGAUGACUAUUUAUUGCCUUUAGGGAAGGUUAUUAGAAUUUGGAAGAGGAUUCCUUUCCAACCUGGUCCUGCGCCUCCUCCAUUCAAGAUCAGUCAAGAACAAGUUAUACAACAUCAGCAGUAUCAACAACCACAACAUCAACAGUCCCAGCACCAACAUCAACAAUCUCAACAUCAACAAUCACAACAUCAACAACAACAACAAAUGGCUGCUAUGGCUGCUGCAAAGGAACAGCGACUAUUUUUACAAAGACAAUUAAUGGCCCAGAAGUUGAUGCAGCAGCAACAACAACAGCAUAUGUAUCAACAUCAAAUGAUGUUAUAUAUGCAACAGAUGCAUCUCCAACAACAGCAAAUGUCUCCAGAGGCAUUAAAUAUGGCUUUACAACAAAAUUCACAGAACCCUACAACUGUUGAAUCUGAAUCUGAUAAUCGAAUGGAAUCUCACGAAAGUAAUACAAAUCAACAAAAACCGAAAUCGGCAUGGAAUAUGACUCAAGUUAAACCAGCUGAUGCUUGGAACGGAUCUGAAAGUACGAAUAUUUGUAAAAAUAUCAUUAUUAUGCAUAGUAACCAAAGUGAACAUAAAGUACCGGAUAAUCAGGAUCAACCAGUAUCUAUAUCACAGUCUCAACUAGAAGAGGAGUGGGUAAAGAAUGCAGAAGGACGCAGAGAAAAGCAAACUCAGCCAAAUAUGGCAAUUCUUGAGGAGAGUCAGUCACUAGCGAAACAACAUCAACAGCUUCAAUCUGCAGCAAGCUCUGCGAGACAAGCUUCAAUUAAUAUGAACAUUAGUCAUGAACAAUGGAAAAUGACUUCUGCCACUUCUCCAGUUUCCUUAGCGCAAAUACAAGCCGAAGAAGCUAGGCGAAUAGCUGAAGAACAGCGACUACGCCAGCAGCAAGUGCAUCUACAGCAACAGCAAACUGAUCAAAAUAGAAGUUUUGUUGGAAAUUGGGUUUCUAAUUCUCGCAGCAGUAGUGAUGGAAUGUCGAAUAGUCCGAUAUCUUUGGUUGAUAUCCAAAAGGAGCAAUCGUCGCGAAAUGAAGAAAAAUUACGACAACAACAAAUGCAGACAUCUGUUUCCUCUAACGUGACCCGGACGUCUGGCUGGGGAUCAUCACCAAUGGUCCAUCAGAAUGUUAAAGUUCAACCUACAUCAGGCAACAGUGGUCCAAUAAACUCGGGCUUACUUGGUCAGGUUAUUUCGUCAAGAGGAUUAACUAACGAAACCGUAAAAACACGCAAUCCUUUGGAUGAAACGACAUUAGUUAAUCGUCCAAAUCCCUCUCUUCAAUCAUUUUUUCACCCUGAUAUUUCUAACAAAUCUGCAUUUCCAGAACUUUCAACCAACAAACAAGGUGUAAAAACUUCUCAAGAGAGGGGUGAUGUUACUCGAGUCUCUAAUACAGCUUAUAAUCCAGAAAAUGCAUUGAUUCAAUGGUGUGAAAGACGUUUAGCUGGAAUUGAAACAACUAUUGAUAUCCCGACAUUCGCUAGAUUCAUUUCAUCUUUAGGAUCUCCUGCCGAGGUUCGCGAUUAUCUUAAGAUGUAUUUGGGAAGUACAGAAGAAGUAAAGAAUUUUUUCAAUGACUAUGUUAGGAAAAGACGGGAAUGUGAAUCGCAGCAAUUUCCAAAAGCCUCACCUGGUAACAUGAAAGAAACAACUACAGAUAUGGAGCCAUCAGUAAGGAGUGAAACUCGCGAGGAAUCACAAGUCGAGGCAAACGAAUCACCAUCGCCAACAUCUAAAAGUAACAACUCUAGUAAUGCCAAUAAUUCGAAUAAGAAAAAAAAGAAAAGGAUGCAAAAAGUUGAUCCAAGUAUAUUAGGUUUUAGCGGCAGUUCAGGAGAUCGAAUUAAUCAAGGUGCCAUCCAGUCAUUGCGUGAUGUGGAAUAUUAA
Molecule: messenger RNA, 3297 nt
Organism: Trichoplax adhaerens
Lineage: Eukaryota; Metazoa; Placozoa; Uniplacotomia; Trichoplacea; Trichoplacidae
Exons: 27
Coding region: 1-3297 (1098 amino acids)
Molecular function (GO): protein binding
Source: RefSeq, a predicted model, not a curated record